UCAGUGUUCUGGAAGAGUGGAGGUUUUAUAUAAUAAUCAAUGGGGAACCGUCUGUGAUGCUGGCUGGGAUUUAACAGAAGCUGCAGUGGUGUGUAAUAGCAUGGGUUGUGGGUCUCCUAUAGCAGCAACGACCGGAGCAUUUUUUGAGCAGGGUUCAGGGCCUGUGUGGCUGGAUGAUGUGAGUUGUUCUGGGAGUGAGUCAACAGUAACACAAUGUCCAUCAAAGGAAUUAGGAACAAGCAGCUGUACCCAUGGACAAGAGGCUGGAGUCGUCUGUAACCGUGAGCUUAAAGUCCUUCACCCAAAAAUAUAAAAUCUGUCAUUAUUCAUUUGCUCUAAACAUUAUCAUUAUAAACAUGUUUGCUAAACAAAAGAGGCAUUUUGAACAAUCUUUAUGUGACUCUUUUCCAAGUACAGUGGUUUCUGACCUAAGUCUAUUGCCACAAUAUCAAAAUUUCAAAGAAAUCCAAAUGUUGUUACUGUACCUGAGUAAAGUAUUACAUUCGAUACAGAUACUAAAUUGAUAUCAUGGCAAAAACUAAAAUGAAGAGAGAAGUUCGAUUUGGAUUUGAUUUGGGAUGCACCUGUGGAAAGAGAUAAAAUUUUUUGUCUAUUUUGAUGCUGCACUGAAACAACAUAUGAGGGUCAAUAAAUAAAAACUGACAAGAACAGUUAAGCGUUUUUAAUACGGUAUCCAUUAUGUUUAUCAUGUUUAGCUCCUGUUAGGUUGGUGAAUGGUGAGAACUCAUGUUCUGGACGAGUGGAGGUUCUUCAAAAUGGAACAUGGGGAACCGUGUUUCAGGAUAUCUGGGACUCUACUGAUGCUGCAGUGGUGUGUAAGGAGGUUGGAUGUCCAACUAGUGCUGAAGCAAAGAUAUAUUCCUACUUUGGACCUGGUGAGGGAACAAUAUGGAUGGAUGAUGUUCAGUGUACAGGGGCUGAAUUGUCACUUAAAGAUUGCCCAUUUCGUGGAUGGCCAUCAUACAAAUAUUAUCAUUCAUAUGAUGUUGGAGUCAUUUGUCGAGAUGUUAGACUGGUAAAUGGAUCUAAUCUGUGUUCUGGAAGAGUGGAGGUUUUAUACAAUGAUGAAUGGGGAACCGUCUGUGAUGCUGGCUGGGAUUUAACAGAUGCUGCAGUGGUGUGUGGUAGCAUGGGUUGUGGGACUCCUAUAGAAGCAAAGGCCGGGGCUUUCUUUGGGCAGGGUUCAGGAUCCGUGUGGCUGAAUGAUGUAAAUUGUUCGGGGAAUGAGCCAACACUAACACAAUGUCCAUCAAAUGAUUUAGGAACAAGCACCUGCAGCCAUGGGGAAGAUGCUGGAGUCAUCUGUAACCCUCCUGUUAGAUUGGUGAAUAGUGAGAACUCAUGUUCUGGACAAGUGGAGGUUCUUUAUAAUGGUACAUGGGGAACAGUGUGUGCAGAUUACUGGGACUCUGCUGAUGCUACAGUGGUGUGUAAAGAGGUCGGAUGUCCGACUGGUGCUGAAGCAAAGAAAUAUUCUUACUUUGGACCUGGUGUAGGAACAAUAUGGAUGGAUAAUGUUCAUUGUACAGGGUCUGAAUUGUCACUAAAGCAAUGCAGAUUUAAUGGAUGGGCAUCACACAACUGUGAUCAUUCAGGUGAUGCUGGAGUCAUCUGUCGAGGUUAGAUAUGAUACAUUUUUUUUACUUAAGUGACUGCUUAGAAUAUUUGAUAUUGCAUAAAAACAAUCUUGCUGAAAGCAUUAAAUCUAUGCUCAAAGAACUGAAAUCCAAUCUGUUUUACUUAUCAGCGAACACUAAAUGUCACAAGCAGUCUCUGCUGUACAAAAAAAAACCCAUAAUAAAUAUGCAGAAAUAAUACAAGUAUUGUAAUAUAGUGUAAUUUAUCUUGUCUGUAUGUAGUAUGUUACAAAAGUUUAACAGCCCAGUGUUUUUUGCGGUUCAGCGCCAAAAAGGAGGCGUGUUCUGGCGCAAACCAUCCCUGAUGCUCCUGACAUCAUUGUAGCGCUUGCGGCGCAACGUCCUGGGGAGGCCAGCUGAUGAGACAAUUGUGGCUAUUUCCUCGCAUGCCUGUUUAACGGACGCUGAUUUGGGCGGGUUUCUCCCAUCCCCAAACAAAACAACUUCUCUGUCUUUGACUGCUCUUACAAGAACGUCGGUCUCCUCGGCUAUGAACCGCUCCUGGUGUGUGCCUGGUAAAUCCGUCAUAAUAAUAGCAACUCGCCAUGGAACUUGCGCACUUGCGUUUAAAGGGAAUGUUGGAUGACGUUCUGAUUGGUUUAUUUCACGUUACGCCCAAACCACACCUAUGAAUAAUGAACCUACUUCAGACCAACCCCUUAUUGAUUUGCGCCUGGCGCAAGAGUUAUUUUUCCCGCCGGGCAAAUAGCAACAGCGCCCAAGAUCCGCCCACAAAGUCACUUGCGCUUUGCACUUGCAUUUCAGAUCGUUAAAAUAGGGCGCUUACUGUUUUUGUAGGCCAUCAGACUUUAGUUGGAAUGGGCAUCAGACCCAUGGUUUUUAGAACGAUGCCUGCAGUGGACGUUC
Messenger RNA from Misgurnus anguillicaudatus (oriental weatherfish), 2525 nucleotides. The record is from RefSeq and is a predicted model, not a curated record. NCBI's taxonomy places the organism in Eukaryota, Metazoa, Chordata, Actinopteri, Cypriniformes, Cobitidae.